AUGAGGCGACUACGAUUCCCAAUCCCACGCCACUGGGAUUCAUGCGUGGCGCUUUCACUCCUCGCCAGCCUUCUGGGCCUUGUCGGUCUCGUCGGGCCGGCUAAUGCGCUGGUGCAAGUCAAUAACAUGCAAUACGGCUUUCUGUCGGAUCUGCGCGCGGCGUGGGGCGGCAACUUCAUAGAGGCGCGCACGUGGGCGUACGACGCGCGGUGCUUGCAGGGCCUGGACGACGGGUCGGACGACAUCCCCGUGCUCAAGGGGCUCAUCUGCUCCGCCGACGGCAGCAUCAUCGAGAUCAAUCUGCAGCACAGGUCGCUCGUGGGGGUUAUUCCCGAGUUCAUCAAAUACUUCACUGCCCUCACUGGCCUCUACCUGUCGGACAACGAGCUGUACGGCUCCAUACCCGCCGGCAUCAGCGCCCUCGCCUCCCUGCAGUACCUGCACCUGGACUACAAUAGCAUAUCGGGCACCCUCCCCUCCACUAUCGGCAAGCUACCCUUGCUGCAGAGCCUGCGGCUGAAGGCGAAUCUGUUGACGGGGACCAUCCCCAACAUGGCCACGCUCAAGAACCUCGCCACUCUCGACCUAUCGCUGAACCGCUUGAAUGGCAUCAUACCGCCCACCCUCGCAGCAAUGCCGGGCGUUGGAGAACUGUUCCUAGCAGGCAACAGCUUGUCAGGCCCUCUGCCUCCCAAGCUCAACAUGCCCAAUCUUUACUCCUUGGAUCUCUCUUUCAACUUCCUGUCUGGAAGCAUUCCAGUCACCAUCAGCACCCUUGCUUCACUGCAGUACAUGGAUCUGGGGUACAACCAGCUCUCGGGCUCGCUGCCCUCUCAAAUGGCCAAACUCACCGGCCUCCAGCGCCUGGAUCUGCUCGCCAAUGCAAUGACCGGAAGCAUUCCCCUCGUCUUCUCCAGCCUCAGUGCACUUCAAACACUUGUACUGCAGCGCAACAGCAUGAGUGGCCCCAUCCCAUCGCAGCUGAGCGUGCUCACGGGCCUGAGUGAACUGUCGCUGUCAAGCAACGCCUUCCAGGGCUCCCUGCCCGCCUCCUUCAGCGCCCUCACCUCACUCACCUGGCUGUCCGCCAGCAGCAACCUGCUCAACGGCACCAUCCCCUCUGGUCUCUUCACCCUCUCCAACCUCCAAGUCCUGGAGUUGGACGACAAUAAUUUCUCUGGUUCCAUCCCCGACCCCAUCUCAACCCUCUCCUCGCUGCAGUUCCUCUCCUUGGCGCGCAAUCGCCUGUCAGGCGCGCUGCCUGCCUCCCUCGCCAGCAUCGCAGGACUCGCCUACGUUGAUCUGAGCAACAACGCGCUCUCAGGCUCCGUGCCCACAGCAUACUUCUCCCGCACUGCCUCCAAGUGGACGCUGGACGUGCGCAGCAACAUGCUGGUGGGCGAGGUGGACGUGCUGGCCAACGGCACGGCGUGGUACGACCACAACUACCUCUCCUCCACCGUCUUCGACGCCUCCUCCUGCGACGCCGAUACUCCUCUCUCCGUCUCCUUCCGCCGCAACUGCAUCCCGCCCACCGUCUGCGACGCCAUGCCGCAGCGCACUGAUGCGGAGUGCGCGGCGUUCUGCGGCCUCAAUCCUGCGGAUGGCGAGGUGUGCGGCGGGGAGGGCACGUGCGCGCUGCUGCCACAGCAGGCGGUGCAGGCGGGUGUGUGCACGUGCGGGGACUCGCUGCAGAACGGGGAGGACCCCGCCACCUGCGUAUCCUCCUCCGCGCCCCCAGUGGCGCUAUCCACGACCGUGCCCUCCGCCUCUCUGCCCGCGGCUACCGUCAGCGGCGCAGCAACAGUGAGCGCCACCACAGGCGCCAUCACGCUCACCACGCUUGCGCUCAACGAGUGGGGCGCCGCACUCCUCACCGCCCCUACGCGCCUCUUCUCCUAUGGCCUCCGCAAGUCCGGCUGCGGCCGCCCCUUCGCCUUCUCCGCCUCCUUCGCCUUCCAAAGCACCCCCGAGCCCGGGAAAAAGUCCGCUGGAGGGGUCGCGUUUGUGAUCGCUGCUACUGAUACAGCCGCGACAGGGGAUGUGACCGCUCUGGGUUACUCCGGGCUUGGUCAGAGGAGCGUGGCGGUGGAGUUUGACGGGUUUCAGGACAAGGCCCUGACGAUCAAGGACAUGUCAGCGAACCAUGUGGGAGUGAACCUCAACGGGAACCCAAUGUCCGUGACAGCCGUCACCUCCCCCCUGGUGGCGGGCGACGGCAAGGUGAAGUUCGCGUGGAUCGACUACGUGCCGCUGAGCGACGCCGCGGGGACGCUGUCGGUGUUUGUGGCGGCGACAGCAGUGAAGCCGGCCAAGGCGGUGCUGAGUGCGGCGCUGUCGCUGUGCACUGUGCUGGCGCCCGUGGAAGGGGAGGAGUCGUUCCACGUGGGGUUCACAGGGGCCAGCUCUGCGCUCGUGGGGCAGAGGAACGUCAUUCUCAACUACAGCAUCUCCACCAGCUUACCCAGCGCCCUCUCACCAAAACCCACUGUUGCGUACCCCACGGGGUUCGCCUUCACCAAGGACGCCUUCUCCUCGCUCAACGCCAACCGCUUCUCGCGCCACGUCUCCGUGGGCGCCACCACAACCCCCACCCCCGCGCGCUCCUGGUCCCCCAAGCCCGAUGUCAACUGGAACAACACGGGCCUGCUGUGGCCCAUCAAGGACCAGCUCAAGUGCGCCGACAGCUGGGCCUUCGCCCUGGUCAGCAGCAUCGAGGCGGCGUAUAACAUCGUGGGGAAUCUGAGCCGGUCUACGGUGUUCAAUGUGGACCCGCUGAGGACGUCCCUGAAGAGUAAUUGCAAGGGCGGGAGCCCUGUGUCGGGGCUGCAGUUCCUGGUGACCAGUGGCAAGACGGGCGGCGGGCUGACUGCCAAGGCUACGUACACACGCCCGCUCGGCUCUGCUUCUUUGAAACGCGGCAAACCUGCCGUGCCCACGUUCCCCAUAGUGGGCUGGGAGCGCGCACCUGGCAUGGGGUGGUUCGGGCUGCUGCUGGCGGUGCAGCAGCAGCCGGUGGUGGUCACCAUCCAGGCCACCGCGCCCUCCUUCAUCUCCUACAACGGGCUGUUCAAGUACCAGGACCCGGCCUGUUUCACCUUCGCCCCCAACCACGCAGUGCUAGUGGUGGGGUACCGCCUCUCAGGCACUGAUCCGGCCCUCCCUCACAUCGCCGCGCCCUAUUGGAUCAUCCGCAACUCAUGGGGUGACGGGUGGGGCGACGGGGGCCACAUGCGCAUGGACAUGCAGGGCGGGUACGGCGUGUGCGGCAUCAACACGCUGCCUGGCGUCUACCCCAUCGUGCGAUCAUCCUCGGACGCGUGCAACAGCGACAUUGUGCAGGCGGACGGAACGCUGCUGGCGAACCCGUGUGGGGGCUUUGCAUGCACGGUGGUGGGCACGAGCAACACGUGUGACUGCGAUGGCACUGUUUACGUGCAGGCCACCAACCUCGAUGGCUCCCGCACCUGCACCCUCGUGGACGUGUGUGGGGCGGCAGGCUUCAACCCGUGUGGGGUGGGCACGUGUGUGAAUGACGGUGCGGGGUCGUACUCGUGUGUGUGUCCACGGGGCUUCAUUCAAGGAACCACCGUCGAUGGCUCCUUCUCCUGUGCUCCAGCGCUCACGGUGGCGACCAGUUACGUGGUGAGGGGCGGGGGAGUGACGUGUGCGCACGUGCACCAGACCGUGGGGCUCACGCUGCAGCAGCUCAAGACCCUCAACCCGGCGUUGAACUGCAAUGCGCCCAUACCGGUCAACACCACUGUCAUCACCACGGCCACCUCCUCGCUCUCGCCCUGCUCCGCCUACUACACCACCGCUGCUGGUGACACAUGUGUAUCCAUAGCCACACGGCACGCCCUCACAGACACCUGCGAUCCCAUACCGGGGGAGGCCUGCGCAUCCCCCUCCACCACAGCGUGCGUGAAGCCCUGCAAGACCGCUCUGCAGGCCAUCAACCCUGGGCUCGACUGCAGCGCAGACACAGAUGGCACUCUCCCAGCGUACCUCUCCGUAUGCGUCAAGGUGGACUAUCUAUACGUGCCGCGAGUGCCUGCGUGCCCGCACGUGCACACGGUGGCGCCGGGAGAGACGUGUGAUGUGCUGCGCAAGACGGUGGCGGGCGGCAUGAGUGUGGAGGAGCUGUACCAGCUGAACCCCGGGAUUCUCUGUGACCGCAUCGCCCUGCCUGUGCCGGCCUCUGCUGCUGUCAUCCCCAACUAUGAUGUGUGCUGGGCUGACGUGUACGACCCGCAGAUCCCCACCUGUCCGAGGCCGUGGUGUGAUCUGAUCCGACGUGGAUUUGACGACGCUCUCUCUCUCUCUCUCUCUCUCUCUCUCUCUCUCUCUCUCUCUCUCUCUCUCUCUCUCUCUCUCUCUCUCUCUCUCUCUCUCUCUCUCUCUCUCUCUCUCUCUCUCUCUCUCUCUCUCUCUCUCUCUCUCUCUCUCUCUCUCUCUCUCUCUCUCUCUCUCUCUCUCUCUCUCUCUCUCUCUCUCUCUCUCUCUCUCUCUCUCUCUCUCUCUCUCUCUCUCUCUCUCUCUCUCUCUCUCUCUCUCUCUCUCUCUCUCUCUCUCUCUCUCUCUCUCUCUCUCUCUCUCUCUCUCUCUCUCUCUCUCUCUCUCUCUCUCUCUCUCUCUCUCUCUCUCUCUCUCUCUCUCUCUCUCUCUCUCUCUCUCUCUCUCUCUCUCUCUCUCUCUCUCUCUCUCUCUCUCUCUCUCUCUCUCUCUCUCUCUCUCUCUCUCUCUCUCUCUCUCUCUCUCUCUCUCUCUCUCUCUCUCUCUCUCUCUCUCUCUCUCUCUCUCUCUCUCUCUCUCUCUCUCUCUCUCUCUCUCUCUCUCUCUCUCUCUCUCUCUCUCUCUCUCUCUCUCUCUCUCUCUCUCUCUCUCUCUCUCUCUCUCUCUCUCUCUCUCUCUCUCUCUCUCUCUCUCUCUCUCUCUCUCUCUCUCUCUCUCUCUCUCUCUCUCUCUCUCUCUCUCUCUCUCUCCGUAUCCUCCCCGUUGUCUCCUCUCGCACGCAAGCAAGCUGAAAUGGUCGAUAACUACCAGCACCAGAACCAGCAGCAGCAGCCGCCGGGCGCGGUGCGGCUGUACCACGAGCGGCAGGACGCGGCGCUGUGCGGCGUGCACUGCCUCAACGCGCUGCUGCAGGCGCCGCUCUUCGACGCCGCCGACCUCGCCGCCAUCGCUGAGGGGCUCGACCGCCGCGAGCGCGCCGUCAUGGCGGAGGGCGGGGCGGGCGCCGCCAGCGCGGGGGACGGGGGGAGCGCGGAAGGCGGGGGUGGCGGCGAGUCGGAGAACGCGGCGGCGGAUGGGGAUUUCAGCAUUCAGGUGCUAUCGGAGGCGCUUGCGGUGUGGGGUCUGGCGCUCACGCCCCUGGACGCCGCCAACAGCGCCGCACAGGCCGCGCAGGCCAACCCGCACGCCCAGACCGCCUUCCUGUGCCACCUGCACCGGCACUGGUUUGCGCUGAGGAGGGUGGGGGAGCACUGGUUCAACUUCAACAGCCUGCUCGCCGCGCCACAACACCUCUCCGAGUUCUACCUGGCAGCAUACCUCUCCUCGCUGCGCGCCGAGGGCUGGACCAUAUUCGUCGUCACAGGCGCCUUCCCCCCCGCGCCCCCGCCCGCGUCCUCCUCCUCCGCCGCGUGUGGGCGCUGGGUGACGGCUGCCCAGGCCUGUGACGAGCUCGCUGCAGCUGCUGUGGCGAAGCAGUGGGAGGAGCAGGAGGUUCGGGCGGAGCAGCAGAGAGAGAUGCAGAUCGGGGGGUUGGGAGGGAUGGGAGGGAUGUUUGGAGUUAGGGGUGGUGGUGGUGGUGGUGGAUUGGGAGGGGAUGCUUGGGGGUUGCAUGGAGGGGAAAGGGAGGGGGUGGGAGGGGAGGAUGCAGAGUUGGCUCGGGCGCUUGCUGCUAGUCUUGCUGCUGCUGGGAGUGAGGCGCUGGGGGGGGCAGCGAGCAGAGCAGGUGUGGCUUCUGGGGAAGCGGGAGCAGCAGCAGCAGAAGCACGAGCGGCAGCAGCAGCAGCAGCAGCAGCAGAAGCACGAGCGGCAGCAGCAGCAGCAGCAGAAGCACGAGCGGCAGCAGCAGCAGCAGCAGCAAGAGCAGGAGCAGGGGAAGGGGCGGUGGCGGUGAGAGGUGCAGGAGCGACUGCAGAGGGUGGAGGGCAUUUAUGGUCAGAGUCAGAGAGACAGUAUGAGGAUGACUUGGCUCGUGCUAUCGCUGCCAGCAUGGCAGAUAAUACACAGGGCACGGGCAGUCAGGGGGGUGCUGCUGCCACUGGUGGUGGUGGCCCCACAUGA
Closterium sp. NIES-65 is the source of this 6294-nucleotide messenger RNA. Lineage: Eukaryota; Viridiplantae; Streptophyta; Zygnematophyceae; Desmidiales; Closteriaceae. The record is from the annotation of a GenBank genome assembly.